Messenger RNA from Oryzias latipes (Japanese medaka), 1962 nucleotides. Its product is annotated as heat shock protein 30-like. The record is from RefSeq and is a predicted model, not a curated record. Lineage: Eukaryota; Metazoa; Chordata; Actinopteri; Beloniformes; Adrianichthyidae. Gene Ontology annotation, biological process: protein refolding; response to heat. Gene Ontology annotation, cellular component: cytoplasm; nucleus.
UAAAAAGAUAAAGCUAGACAUACAACAGCUAACAUUCAUCAAUGUUGAAACAGCACCAACGUGUGGACAUUUGUAGCAACAACGAGAAUCUUCCAGAUCCAACUGGAACUGUUUCUUGAUGGAUACUGACAGUUUUUUCUUUGAUUAAUUUGAAUUGUUUUCAAGUUCGUAGGAUAAUUUUUUCAUCAUUAUAUAAUUGUUUAAUUUCUUUGAGAUAUUAUCCUGAUUAUUUUAAAAGAAAAUGAAUAAUCUAUCUACUACAUUUAUGAAAAAUAAGCAUUAACACUUUUGCAACGAGAAUAUUGUACAAUUUCCAUGAUGGUAAAUGAUGUCCGUUGAGUAUAAAUUCGACAUUUAUGAGAAAGGUAAAGUCCAAAAGAAAUGACCUGGCACAAAUAACUAGUAUGUUGCAUGAAUUUAUCAGUGGACAAAUGUAAAAAACAUUGAAGAGACUUAAAAAUGUAAGACGAGUCCUUAGUUGUAAUUGAAACAAUGCCAUUUCAACGUGCGCUUUUAAAAAUAUAUCUUUCAACCUUUUCUUGAUCAGAAGAAAUUUUUAUAACACAAAACAUCUUUUAUUUGCAAAGAACAGAUAUAAAAUAGGUGAACCCAAAGUAGCAUGUUGUCCAUUAAAUGAAACAGAAAAAUAUGAAAACAAUUUUCACCUCCUUAGAGUAAAUAACUCAAGAGUUCUCAAUAAAACAUUUUGUUUUUUGUUGAAGAAACAUUUUUCUGGAUCUUUCAAAGCUUUGUUUAUGCUAUGAUGUCUUCAUUAGUGGUUAAGAUUUACACACAGACUUUUUUUUUAGCAGAUAGAUAGGAAGGGAUGCUAAGGAACCUGGUCAAGUACCACCAUCUAGUGGACAAAUGUGAUAACAGACCAGAAACUUCCUGAAUUCUCCGCCUCUCCUCCUGUCAGAGUAUAAAGCUGGGACAGAGUCACUGCUGAGACAGAAAGAUACACAGAAGAGAAAAGACAAUUCAACCAGCUUUCAUCUGCCAACAAAAAGACUCAAGACUUGAAACUCUGAAAAAUGCUGUGCUCUCGAGGUCUUCACUCUGAUCUCAGUCCAUCCAUGUUCUUCUUCUCACCUGUACGCAGUCUGUGGCCAGAGGUCAGACCUCUGUUCUACCAGCGGGAUCUGUUGCAGAGGAACCUGCAGGAGCUGCGCAGCAGUCUGGAGCUGAUGGAAAAAUUUCAAGACAAGAUCUUGGAGGAGACGGAGCCUUUCCAGAGCAGUGUGACCCUGCAACCAGUGAGCUUCCAGCUGGACAAAGAUGGACAGAACUUUGGCCUGACCCUGGACACUCGAGGCUUUUCUCCAGAGGAGCUGUCUGUCAGGCAGGUGGGCAGAAAGCUGAGAGUCAGCGGGAAGACAGAGAAGAAACAGGAGGACGGGAAAGGCUCCUACUCUUACAGACUCCAGGAGUUCAGACAAGAGUUGGAUCUGCCUGAAGGCCUGAACCCUGAAGCCGUCACCUGCUGCCUGUCUCCAGACGGAAAGCUCCACAUCCAGGCCGCCAAAGAGGAGGCUGACAGAGAACUGACCAUCAAGAGGAGCUCGGAGGAGGAACCACAGCAGAGAGAGAGUUCACAGAAACAAGAUAGCAAAGUGCAGACUCCCAAUACAUCAUAGAACAAACAGGAGAACCUGGACUUAAACUCUACAUGUGCAUAUCUGAUCAUUUCUUAUUAAUGGUAUUUAAGCUAAUUUAGCUCAUUUUGAUUUUAAACACGUCUUCAUUUUUAAACGUAUUAGCUAGUUCUGACUGUGAAUAAACGAUUAAAUGCAACAAGAUGACAUGAAUGUAGUAAAGGGACUUUUUUAUUUUGUUAUAUCUUUGUUUGAUGAAAGAGGAAUAAAUAAAUGUUUCAUGUUGAAAUGACUGCAUUUGUUGAGUCUUUAUUUGAAUGUUUCAUUAUUUAUUAAUCCAAACAAAUUUAUCUGAAAAUCACCAAUC